AGAGAUUCAGUGGCGGACGGUGUUGCGGUGCAUGGUAGGAUACACACACUGUCAAGAGUAUUUCACUACGGUGGUCCUUCUGCAUCGGAGGAACAAUGCAGAUUCGAGAACCAUUAAUGGAGCCGAACGUCAUGUAAAUAAUUUGGUUCCGCUUAGUUAUUUGAAAAAUGGAACAUCCCAAGACCUAAUAUUUGGCUUCCUUAUAGAUGGAUUUUAUUACAUGCGCUCACGCUCGAUCAGAUAACGGGACGUAAAGAUGGGGUUCGACACCAGUUGCUCUCUUUAAAAUAGCCUCUCCUGCUGAAGAAUGACCCCCCCUCAGCGCCUUUCGGAAUGCCGUUUCUCUCCGCGUGCGCAAGGGCCACGCGCCAGAUGGCCACAUCAUAACCGACUGUGAAACUAUUGCACUAAAGCUGGAGCUUAACUUUGCGGAUCUGAUGGAUUUAAAGAGGGUGCUGUCCUUUCCUCCAUAUCCAGGGGAUUAUUUGCACCCAGUGGUAUAUGCCUGCACUGCAGUGAUGCUGCUCUGCCUGCUGAUUUCUAUCAUGACAUACAUUGUACACCACAGCAUAAUCCGAAUCAGCAGGAAAGGAUGGCACAUGCUCCUCAACUUCCUCUUCCACACUGCCAUGACGUUUGGGGUGUUUGCAGGAGGCAUCAACCAGAUCAAGUACCCUGUGAUCUGUCAAGUGGUUGGCAUUAUCUUGCACUACUCCUCCCUUUCUAGCAUGCUAUGGCUGCUCUUCACUGCCAGGAAUAUUUGUAUGGAGGUGUCCAAGGCUCCACCCAUACCUCAGGACCGGGACCUUCCCCACCAGCCACGCCCUAAAGCCACCAUUUUCAGUUUUUAUCUGGUCAGUGGUGGAAUCCCUCUAAUCAUAGUGGGUGUUACGGCUGCUGUUAGCUUGGAUAACUACGGUAGCAGAGAUGAUGCCCCUUACUGUUGGAUGGCCUUGGAGCCCAGUCUAGGUGGCUUUUAUGGACCCACUGCCUUUUUGGUCUUGGUAAUGUGCAUCUACUUUCUGUGGACAUUCGUGCAGCUUAAGCAGCACCCGGAGCGCAAGUAUGAGCUCAAGGCUAUGACCGAAGAACAGCAGCGUUUAGCAUUAGCUGAAAUCAGGCACUGUCACGCCAUCAGCGGAGAGCCAGGUGAGCAUGGUGAUCACACUGGCUGCACAGCCAUCACAGCCUCCAUGUUGGCCAAUGAACACUCUUUCAAAGCUCAGCUGAGGGCCACAGCCUUUACGCUGUUCCUCUUCCUGGCCACCUGGGUUUUCGGAGCACUGGCCAUAUCACAGGGCCAUUUUCUAGACAUGAUCUUUAGUUGCCUAUAUGGAGCAUUUUCAGUCACAUUGGGGCUUUUUCUGCUGAUUCAGCACUGUGCAAAACGUGACGAUGUGUGGCACCGUUGGUGGGCCUGUUGCCCCAACAAACCAAAGGUGGAGGUCAAUGGAGAAGCGGCGGGGAACGCCACCCCCCCAACUCUAAUUCACAGCCAUAAUCCGUCCCAUGGACAGAACCAAAUCCACUGCCAGAUCGACUCAUCUUGCCUGGGUAAACCUUUGCUUUCCCCACACCUACACUCCCCUUUGCCACACUGCAAAUUGGAUACACUGCCCUCCACCCAGAACCACACGAGCACCUGCUGUGCCACCCUUCACAGUCCCUCCUCUUUGACGACCCACCCGCAGACCCUCCCUGAUGAACUGCCCAGACCAACCCUUCCCCUGCAAAGCUGCUUGAAGGACAGGUCUAAGUCUCGCUCCUUCAAUCGACCUCGGCCCUGCCUCAGGGACUAUUCUUACCACAUGACCUCCACCAGCAUGGACGGCAGUGUGCACAGCUCCCACCUGGACAGCCCCCACAGUGUGCAGCUGGACAACCCUCUCACCUGCCACAUGUCCCACAUGGAUACUCAACUCUCUUGUCACAGUCCCCACCUGGACAACCAGCUGCGCUGCCCCAGUCCCAGUCCCCACCUUGAGAGCUUGGCCUCACACGGCCUUCACGAUAGCCUCUCCUGCCAUAGUGCACACUUGGACAGUCAGCUCUCCUGUCAUAGACACAUGUGCUGUGCCAAAGCAGACCCAUUCUCGAGCAUAUGCUGCCAUAAAGCUGACCCAUUUGUCAGCCCUUGCCAGUCAGAGGAUCCUGACACGGGUCUGCUGAUGUACAGUUGCACAAAGAUGGCCGAUAAAGAGGAAGAAACCAUGCUGCACUUGGAUAUAACCCCUCCGAAGGUCACAUUGUCAUGCUCCCAGGCCACACUCAGCAGGAAAGGCACCCUCAGCCGGAGAGGGACACUGAGCCGGAACAAUAGUCAGCAGGAGGACUAUGUACUUACCUCUGAUUCCACAGGUAACAUUAGGACUGGACCUUGGAAAAACGAGACAACCGUGUAGGCCUGUAAAUUAUGUGCUAACCUGUUUCUCUCGCCUGAGCUAAACUACUGUGUAGUCCCAGGGCUGUUACCCAAAGGCCCUCUCUUCUUUGAGCUAAGCUACUGUGUAGUCCCCCUGCUGUGACUUCCCCUCUCUGACCCACCCCAUAUACCUUCUUUUCCCCUUUAAAGAGGUUUGAACCUCUGCUUACCUCUUCUCAGACAACAUCUCACGUCUCAUCCCAGCUCCAUUCUAUUUGUCCUCUUGCCAUUUUAAUAUUGUUGCAAAGAUGACAUGCCAUACAUUUUAAUUUGGAUGAACUUUUAAAAUCAAACUGAUUUUUGUACAUGUGUUUUUGGGUAUGGUAAAAUAAUGUUCAAUUUUAUUGUUAUGAGUGUGUGUGUGUGUGUGUGUGUGUGGUGGGGUGGGUUUGGGGGGGUCUGUUUAGUAGGUGAGAAAGAUCAGAGUGCAUGUGUUUGUGUCUAUUUGCAUGAUAACAUGCCCAUGUGUAUAUAGAUAGCAAGAUUUCCAUCCGUGUAAGAAAGUCCUUUGUUUUAAAGCCAAAAUCUUCUACAUGUCUGUUUUGCCUUUUAAUACAAAAAAACAAAACAAAACAAAACAAAAAACAGUGAAUCCAAAAGUAUCACCAUGUGUGAAACCACCAGCACUUAAUUAGAUUUUACACUUUUAGGGAAAACUGUGAAUCACCACUAAUGAAAUUAAGAAGAAUCAAUGAACAUAUAUGUGAGUUACAGUAUAUGUGGCAAUGUACUGUAACUCACAGUUGAAGUGUUAUGAUUACAAUUCAACUUUUAAAACUGAGAUCUAACCCAAAGUACUGAGUAGUCUGUGAUAUGUGAAUAAUGGUAUGUGGUUGUCACAACAAAGCUGUCAUUUUUUUCCAUCUGCAGACAUAAAAACAGCAAACAAAUAGGCUCCCUGUGUUUCCAUGGUGACAAAUCAUGAGGAGAGGUGCCCGGGCAGAAUGCAUUUUGAACUGCACAUGUGAUGUAUGCACAUACAGUAUUUAGUUACUGGCAAUGAGGUGCAGAUCAGUUCAAGUCAAUGGCCUUACAGAACGUAUUGGCUUUGUGUUGAUCAAAAGUCUUACGUUGCACUAAAGCAUUAAAGCAUGUUCACCAUAAUGUUGGAAGCAAUCAUUUACAUGCCUAACGAGAUACAUAUAGCUACAUAUAUUCAAGUUAUUGACAGGAAAGCAUCUUAGCUUACUGGAAACACUCAUUGUUAUUUAUUCUGAGCCAAAAAAGAGUAAUAAUAAAAAAUAAAAAAAUGGAGGGCUUCAUUUUCUACAGAAAGGAUACUCAUGUUGUUUAUAUCACUUUAUAUCACUCAUGUUAGUUUAUAUCACUGUCACUAUGAGGGCAAACAACCAGAAUUUUGAAUCAAGAAAUGGAUCAAUUUAUAUGAUGCAACAAGUAAGUAACUAAAGUGUGUCACUGUUUAAUUAUUCAUUUUUGUUCAGUAAAACAAUUGGUCUUCUU
Molecule: messenger RNA, 3883 nt
Organism: Carassius auratus (goldfish)
Lineage: Eukaryota; Metazoa; Chordata; Actinopteri; Cypriniformes; Cyprinidae
Product: adhesion G protein-coupled receptor A1-like
Exons: 7
Coding region: 438-2402 (654 amino acids)
Biological process (GO): G protein-coupled receptor signaling pathway; cell surface receptor signaling pathway
Cellular component (GO): postsynaptic density; plasma membrane; glutamatergic synapse
Molecular function (GO): G protein-coupled receptor activity
Source: RefSeq, a predicted model, not a curated record